This is a messenger RNA of Gongylonema pulchrum, 567 nucleotides long. The record is from the annotation of a GenBank genome assembly. NCBI's taxonomy places the organism in Eukaryota, Metazoa, Nematoda, Chromadorea, Rhabditida, Gongylonematidae.
AUGAAAAAGUUGCUAAGUUGCAUCGAUGGUGAGGGUGAACUUUAUCCGCUAAACCGCAUUUUUACGCCAGUUUGCUUUUCAGAAGAAACUGUCAGCAAAGAAAUGGUGCAAAUCGAAGUGCUCGAUGAUAAGGCGGUUGAUCGUGGCAAGAAAAAUGCUAGCGACUAUUUUGCUUCUAAAAAAUCAAAAAAUCACUUAUUUGCUAAUUUAGAAAAGGUUUUCUUGCUCCACAUUGCCGGUAUCAUUCGUUUCAGGCGCUUUGUUGUUCCUCGGCGGAAAACUGUGGCGCUGCAUCAACGGGUACAACAAAUUACAAUAAUACAACUAAUUCUUCUCUUUCACAUGACACCAACGUGGCGUCGUCAGUUACGAAGCCGUGUAUUCCGGACCACACUGCUGGUCGUCCUGACACACGUGAUUUUUUGGUUCCCGUACAAUUUCUACUCGCUCAUGAAAUACAUUGAUAUUGAAUUUUAUGCGCAAAUGAGCGAGCAUGCUAAUGUCUUUAAAGAUUUACAAAUCCUUAUCACCCUUAUCAAUCCUUUUUUGUACGGUUUUUCCAGGUAA